CGCUUCAAUGCACGAUCACACACAGGAGAUGCAGGAACUUCGAGCAACCGCGGUCCACCAAACGCCUCUGAAAUUGCAACACAAUCGAGAACACAAUCCACGUUCCGAGGGCCUCUGCCCCCCGCUGUCUGUGGACUUCCAUUCUGUGGCACCUGCAGGUCUCGGAGGCCGUGUGUGAGAUCAGCUGAUUCGAUGCCGUAGAGCCUGGUGUGGCCUAUCGUCCGCAGGUUCGCGAGAGGCCCCUGGCUUCCCUGCUGCCCCACUGGGAUGGACCCAAACAGCUCCACCAGCUCUGGGGGCGUCUGUUGGCCCACCUGCAGGUGAGCCAGGGACGUCGAUGUGGCCACCGGGGACCACGGUGUCUGGUGCAGACACAUCCAUCCCCGCCCAUCGGUCUUGAGAUGUCCGCGGGGGACGCCGCUGACCUCUGUGAGCGCCGGAAGGCUGAUGGAUUGGGAAGGGGCGGCAGCAGGAGGGUCGGAGUUGGUGCUGGCAGCAGAAGGGUCAGUGACCUGAGUGAGCCCUCGGCCCAGGCCCUCCUUGUCCCGCGCCAAUGGCCGUCCCGAUACAUGCCCCUCGACGAGUGCGAUAACGAUCCCAAGGCACCAUCCUGGUGCAAACAAGGAGGGACCCCUUGUGCCGUGAGGGGUCUGUGGAUAGCGGUGGAUGAGGCACUUGAGGUUGACAUCUGUUGGCCGAGCUCGUAUGCCGUCUGCACCGUCAUGGCCGUCCAGAAUGACCGCUGCCGUGUGUGGCGGCAGUCGAUGACGAGUGUGGAGCUCUAGAGGCGACAUCUGACACCUUCAAUUGAGCCAUCUCUUCGUCGAUGCGUU
This is a messenger RNA of Vitrella brassicaformis, 833 nucleotides long. The record is from the annotation of a GenBank genome assembly. Lineage: Eukaryota; Vitrellaceae.